AUGACGGGCUCGCAAGAAGAAAAGAAGCACGAUUCGCGGAAACGCCAUCAUAAUGAUGACGACGCUGGUGGAAUCGAGCCGAGUUCGAAGCGAAAGAUGGAAAACAUCACAACCGGAAUAGGACGUGUCGACCUCAAAGAAAGACAACUUCCAGAUGUGCCUGCCGAGUUCGCCGAUGAUCCCAUGGGCAUGACGGAGGGCAGCCAUUCUGACGAAAACGUUGAGCCGAUAAUCGAGGAGCCCGCGGACAGUUUCGACGGUACAUUCGAUUCGACACAAUGCGGCACCACCAGCACCUCCGGCCUGUCCAUCCACGAGGAGUCUGAACAGCUGAUUCGAACGCCGCUUCCCCGGAGCCCGAUCAACGGUCCGGUCUACCCGCGCGCCCUCGCACUCUACGACGAUUUCCCCCGGAGCGACCUCGACAUCUCGGACGUCUCUGAAGAAGAAGUCACCGUCGAUACACAAGAAGCGGUCGUCCAGGAACCAGAUGACGAUGCUCGAUUCCCACCGGUGCCCAUCCAGUUUCAAUUGAGGCACCCUGAGAGCUCGCCAUCAGGAAGGAUACGAGCCCCUCUUCUACCCAGCGCGCUGAAACCCCACUCGUUGUUGAUGUUGGCGACGGAUUCGAUCGCCUCUCCACAACCCCGCGCUGCUACACCAAUGGGCGACGAUGAUGGCGACGAGAUGGAGCUG
Molecule: messenger RNA, 696 nt
Organism: Mesorhabditis spiculigera
Lineage: Eukaryota; Metazoa; Nematoda; Chromadorea; Rhabditida; Rhabditidae
Source: the annotation of a GenBank genome assembly